This is a messenger RNA of Opisthorchis viverrini, 1808 nucleotides long. RefSeq lists its product as hypothetical. Lineage: Eukaryota; Metazoa; Platyhelminthes; Trematoda; Opisthorchiida; Opisthorchiidae. Gene Ontology annotation, biological process: regulation of transcription by RNA polymerase II. Gene Ontology annotation, molecular function: RNA polymerase II cis-regulatory region sequence-specific DNA binding; protein dimerization activity; DNA-binding transcription factor activity, RNA polymerase II-specific. Gene Ontology annotation, cellular component: nucleus. The record is from RefSeq and is a predicted model, not a curated record. The transcript has 5 exons. Bases 1 to 1236 code for a protein of 411 amino acids.
AUGAAGCCGGUUGAGGGUUCCAUCACAUUCAGUUCUGGAAUAGACACAAUAAACGAAUCAGAUAUCGACGAUGAAAUCUUCCUGGGGAACGAACCCUCGAUUGUUCUUGAAAGACGCAGAAGGUCACACACAGCUGCUGAACAACGCAGGCGGAAUGCAAUUAAAAAAGGAUACGAAGAACUACGUGAGUUGGUCUACCCGAAAAACAGUGGUUCCAGCUCCACAAACCGUAUCAGUAAAACUUGCAUUUUAAACAAAACGGUCUCCGAAAUUGAAAAACACAACAAAGAACUUGAGCAAAAACAGACAGAUAUUGAACGGUUAGAGAAAUCCGUGGCGACUCUGAAGAUACUAAACUCCUUCUACGAGGAACGAGCUAAAGGCACAAUCCCCCAGAACGCUCCUGCGGAACCAGUUUCUGACGAACUGAAGUUUCACAUUUUCAAAUUAUUUUCCGAUUCAUUAUUCGCCUCAUUCGAUUCACGGGUUUCCUUAGCGCCGUUUUCAGAAUUCGCAGACUGUAUUUUGCGAUGGCUUGAGGACACUUGCGAUCGACGGUUCUUGUCAAAGCUGAUGGAUUCUGUGGUAUCUUCCACCUUACUCGUAACUGAAGAUCAAAGUGUCAUUCCUAGGGCCAUGUCUGGAAACUUCUGCCCCAAUCCUUCGGAUUUAUCACCCAACCAGGGAUCAACAGGAUUUCCCGCCAAUUCACCCGACAAUGUGCCUUUCAAGGACAGUCCUCAUUCCGGCGAAUGGAUACAAUCCGAUACCGUGAGUAACAAAGCAGCCAUACCUAUCAUGCCUGAUACGGAUUAUCCUGUUAAACCGACGCCACUGUCUUCUGCCACUUACGAGCAACACCAACCAUUCACUAACAAUCCAGACAUCGUGCCUAAUAAUUCGGGUUUCGCCUCCACACACGACCAUGCUCCAACUACCACUCCAACCAAGUUUAAUGGCCAUAAGCGAAACUCUUUACCUCAUGAUUUGACGGUUGUGUUCAGAGCGCAAGCGUCGAAACCUGUUGAAUCGGCUUCUUCUUCUUCUAGUAAACGGGACUUUGAUUUCCCUGUACCUCAUUCGACCCUCGCUUCUGCAUCACGCGGGAUCCGAUCAUCGGGAACAUUCGCUCCAAAGUUUCCGGCUUUGGUUUCUACGCAACCCAGCGGAAGUACUGCGAUGCCAUCAUCUUUUGGACUAACGACCUCCGCUGCUCAAUACAAACCUUUCUUUUGACUUUGCUCUCUAGAAUUUCCGUUUUUGAUUUUGUCUCCUGCCCCUGAUUAAUCUCGUAAAUUUGUCAACUCUCCGGAUCGUGAUGAUGAUCGGAUUUGUUAUAUCAUUUUUUGGCCCUUUUCCACACUGCUGAGAUACCUGAAAACUAGUCUUUUCGUUACGUCUUUGACUUUCUAUCGAAUGGUGUGCCCCUACAGAGCCCGUAUCACGUUUUUGAGCAAUCUACGCUUAUGAGCAAUCACCAUUCAGUGAAUAUAUUCAUCCCUCUGAUUACACACCUGCCGUAUUUUGUUUUUGUGCCCACCGGUUUGCUCUGACGGGGAGCUCAUUGACUCUUACCUGGCUUUUUUCAAGCUAGGGGGCGCGCAAUAACUCAGUGGAAAAAUGCGAGACAACUGUAACGUAAUUAUCCUACAUUUUGAACUGUGCACACAUUAGUCUGAGUCGCCUGCUUGCUAAGUAGUAUCUUUGCGAUAUGUUGACGUUAUCUAAAACUGCUAAAUUGAUUACAUUUCGUUCUCCACUGGUGCCCUCCUCUUUUAUCCGGUGACCACGUAUUCCUGCAAACCUUU